UAUGCAUAUUACUCAAAGAGCUUUUAUAAGAUGCUUAAAAUACCUAGUCGACUAUGCUGACAUUGUAUUUAGUUUCAUUUUUGGAUGGAAAUUAUACGAACCUAACUUGGAGGAUGUUUUGAAAAGAUUAACAAAACAAGAAUUAGAAUUAAUUAGGGAGGAUAAUUUCUUUAUGAUAAAUUUACAAAAAAUAUUCCAAGAAUUACCAAAGAUACGUGAGCUGUCUCUAACCGGGCGUUUAAUGUUACGAAAUAAUCUAUUGGCGGCAAUUAAGAGACGUUGCAAGUUUGAUAGAUAUGUUAAUGAACAUCCUGAAAUAAAAAAAGUCGAGAUAAAGAAUCCAGUAUUUAUUGUGACUUUAUUUAGAACAGGAAGUACGUUUUCUCAUUGUCUUCUCAGACAGGAUCCAAAUUGGUUUGUUACUGAGAUUUGGAUGCAGCAAUUGUUGUGUCCCUCUCCUUCUAAUCCUUUAUCAUCGAAAGAUUUAAACAAAGUAAAAGAAUGCCAAAAGAAGAUAGACUCCUCUCAGGCCCUUUGUGGAUGGAAGAAUAUCAGGUCCAUGCACAACUUAACGGCCAGAGAUCCCGAAGAUAUGCAUUUUAACAUAAGCAUUACAGGAGUUCAGUAUUGGUACUCCACAUUGGACGGGGUGGAAGAUUAUGUAAAUUAUAUACAUAGCCUGCCUAAAUGGAGAUGGGUAGAAAUCUAUAAAAGAGUUAAAGAGACUCUGCAAUGCUCCGCAAAAGAUUACCAAGAUGCUAGGCCUUUAUUAAUGAGUCACAUAGGCUUAAAUAACAUGGAAGCUUUACUUGAAGUUUUCCCCGACGCCCAAUUUAUAACAUUACACCGAGAUCCAGUUAAGUCAUUAAAUUCAGCCAUAUCUCUAAUAUCAAUAUUAAGAGAGGCGUGGUACGUUUACGGUAAACAAAAAUUGGAUAUCCUCCCCGAAAAAUUUUUCAAUUUGUAUAUCAAAGAAUUAAAUGAAUAUAUGAAAUUAAGGAAGAGAAUAGAAGACAGAGACUGCCACCAAAGAAGAUUCGUAGAUAUAAAAUUUAAAAUUCUAUUGGAGAAGCCCAUUGAGUGUAUGCAAGAAGUAUAUAAGAAAUUAAAUAUGAAAUGGAGUGAUCAAGUUGCUGAGAAAAUGCAGUAUUAUAUAAAGAAUCAACGUCAACAUAAAAAGGCUACUCAUAGGUUUGAGGUUAAUAAGGAUAAAAGCAAACUAUACUAUACGGCCUUUCGAUCUUAUAUUGAUAAGUUCCAGGUAGAUUGCGAUAUGAAAUAG
This is a messenger RNA of Dimorphilus gyrociliatus, 1282 nucleotides long. NCBI's taxonomy places the organism in Eukaryota, Metazoa, Annelida, Polychaeta, Dinophilidae. The record is from the annotation of a GenBank genome assembly.